AUGGGCAAUUUUGCGUUGAGAAAAGGCCUUGAAGAUGGGUAUUUUGUGAGUUUAGGCCCUACUUUAGGCCCAAUAAUUUAGGCCUUGGGCCCAACUAAUUUCGGCCCUUUGCAGAUUUACCCGGUCUACUCGCUUAUCUUGAGCUCUCUAUUCAUUUUGAAUAGUUGCGUUAUGACUGGUCGAUUUUCUUUGGGAUUUGAUGGAUUGUUUACGAAGGUGUUGGUUGAGCAGUUUUUGGAAUAUGAGGGGAAUCGAGAGGCGAGAUGGUUUGUUGAUACGAUACAGGUGAGAUUUUGGGGAGGGAUUCUGAUCAUUUUGAUACCGAACAUGAUCAUGUUUGGUGUCGAAAAUCUUCAAAUUUCACGGGGAAUUCGAAAAGCACUACUAGAAUUGAUGAAAGCCCAGAAUUCUGAUCAUUUUGAUACCGAACAUGAUUGGGUUAUUAUCACUGACGUCAAAAAAAAGCAAUGCAUAGUUGCAUAAAACCCAUCCUUCGUCAGUCGCGUGCGGCUGUGCGUCGCGGUCGGAAGAAAAAAUGAAUUAUCGAUUGUUUUCCGACCGCGACGCACAGCCGCACGCGACUGACGAAGUAUGGGUUUUUUGCAUUUUAUUUGAUAAAUAUCAAAAUUAUCAGAAUUCUAGGCUUACUAGUGGAUUUCAGAUGUUCUAGCAGCGAUUUUCGAAUUCCCCGUGAAGUUUGAAGAUUUUAGACACCAAACAUGAUCAUGUUUGGUAUCAAAAUGAUCAGAAUCAGAAGCCAGCGAUCACAAAUCAAUUUUCAGACGCAAUACACUUGCUGCGGUGUGCAUUCUCUCAACGAUUUCAUCGAUUUAUCAGCCAUCGAAGGCUACGACGACGCAAAAUCCAUCACUCCUCAAACGCAAAUCUUCUCAAAAUGCUCCUCAACCUGGGAAUAUUGUGCAAUUCCGCUGAGUUGUUGCAAAACGUCGACUUGCACCAACUUUGGCGCACUUUUUGAUGCAAAAGUGCAAAAAAAUGCGACGAAAAUUGCCGAGCAAUAUUUUCAUCAGCAAGGUUGCUUGACAGCUGUUUCGGAGACUUUUUGGUUCUGGAAAUUAUCCACGUGGCACAUUGUUUUUCUCGUUUUUGUGCUCGUUUUGCAUGUCGCGGCUGGAUUUUUCAUGCAGGUUUGGUUGGGUUUCUAGGCCAGGAUUUCUAGGCCAUUAUUUUUCAGCUCUCAGUUUCGGCCUACGCAUCUCUAGUAGAAUCUGGCCUUCCAGACUCGGAAGAAUCUUUCGCGUGGAUUCUGGAUUUUGGAGCUCCGCGAGCCGCCGAAAUUUGUGGAUUGAUAAAACCUGACACUCACACGGAUUCCAGCCAAAAUCCGAAGAAUUCUGAAACUCAGCCGGAAGCAGUGUCGAAAAAUCCAGGAGUUACACAGAGAAUUGCAAUGUCUAAGAAUCCAGAAACUAUAAAAUCAUCUGAAACCCAGAAAUUCGGUGCGAAAAUUCUGGGAAAACUUGGAAAUACGAUGGGAAAAGUUGAGGAAAACGAGGAACAGGAACAUUUUGGUGUUUCGACUGGAACUGCAACUGCGACCGGAACAACAACUGGAACUGAAACUUCGAAACCUUCGGCCAAGCCCAAAACUUCCAAAAAACCGAAGAAAGCUUCGAAACUCCAAAAGAAGCCGAAGAAAAAACCGAAAACCAAAAAGAAAACUGCGAAAAAGCCGACGAAAAAGAAGGAGAAACCGACGAAGAAAACGAAAAAAUCGAAAAAAUAA
This is a messenger RNA of Caenorhabditis angaria, 1747 nucleotides long. Lineage: Eukaryota; Metazoa; Nematoda; Chromadorea; Rhabditida; Rhabditidae. The record is from the annotation of a GenBank genome assembly.